Sparassis crispa is the source of this 1869-nucleotide messenger RNA. RefSeq lists its product with no specific name. The record is from RefSeq and is a predicted model, not a curated record. Gene Ontology annotation, cellular component: nucleus; cytosol; tRNA methyltransferase complex. Bases 1 to 1869 code for a protein of 622 amino acids. Lineage: Eukaryota; Fungi; Basidiomycota; Agaricomycetes; Polyporales; Sparassidaceae. Gene Ontology annotation, molecular function: protein binding; tRNA (guanine(46)-N7)-methyltransferase activity. Gene Ontology annotation, biological process: RNA (guanine-N7)-methylation. The transcript has 8 exons.
AUGAUGUAUCCUCACUCCCGCCUCUUGCUUGGACCAUCACACGCAGUGGUUGUUUCAGGACCUCACAUACAGGUUAUUAAUACACGAAGCGGAGAAAUUGUACAUUCGACUGUUGAUCUUGAGGGUGCGGAGAAGGAUGCGCUACUCAAGUCCGGUCCUGUUCGCUGCGCUGCAGCGGAUAGCGAGUUCUUGCGUAUCAUUACUACAGGAGACGACAAGAAGCUGAAGGUAUGGCAGAUAGACGGCUUGAAGCUUCUCAGCGAAAGAGAAUUGCCUAAGAAACCGACUCAGAUCGAUUUUACUAGAGAUGGACAGACCAUCCUUGUAUCCGACAAAUUCGGAGACAUUUUCAGCUAUUCUCUUCAUUUUAACAACAUCAUGGCCCCUUCUACCGCAUCGCUCAUUGGUGCUUCAAAACGCGGCGCUCUCACAUCACACGAGAACCCAUCUAACGGCACACUCGUCCUUGGCCACGUCUCGUUCCUCAUCUGUUUCCUUCUCUCCCCAGACGAGCGAUACAUUAUUACAGCUGAUCGUGAUGAGCAUAUCAGGGUUAGCUGGUACCCCCAAGGAUACAGCAUCGAGAGCUACUGCCUAGGCCAUGAAAAAUUCGUUUCGGCGGUCCACAUCCCGGCCUUUGCGCCCUCCACUCUUGUAUCUGGCGGUGGUGACCCAGUAUUUAAGCUCUGGGACUGGAUGACCGGCACACUCCAGAGCGAGAUACCUGUCCUCGAUGCGGUCAAACCGUUCAUCAAGGUGCAGGCUGUUAAGGGGAAGUGGGGACGUGAGGACGGCGAGGAUGGUGAGGACGACGGUGCUGGACAGCAUGCAAGGGGCAAGAAGAAGCGAGGUAAAAGGCGGAAGGGGAAGGAACAAGUGAGGGAAGAUGAUCGGGCUGAUGGGGAGGCUGAUGGUGCUCCAGAGGUAGCAGAGGAGGCAGAGGAUGCUGAUACUGAAGGAGAGGGCUCACAAGAGGCUGAUACAUUAAAGGAGUCUCAGGUUCGAGCUGGGACCAGUAGAGCGGCCGAAGGAGGGGGGAAAAGUACUGCUCCCAGCGAAGAAGAACAGAACGAGAAGUUGGAAUGGGCGCAGACCGACCAGGCUCAGGCGGAUCGAUUCGUAUUGGUGGUGCAUAAAAUCCAAACGAUUGACUUCGGUGCGAAGGGUCGGUUCCUCAUUUUCAGUGCAGUUGGUGCAACAGCGUUGUUCUACUGCGCCUUCCCAGAUGCGGCCGCCGUUGCCCCUCCGACGGUACAACAUGUGGACUUCGAAUGCCCUGUGAUUGACUUCACAAUCGGUGCAGACGGCCUCGUCUGGGUGCUGCUAGAUGUCGCAUGGAGCAGUUGUGCUGGCAACGCCGAGGAAGCCAUAGAUAAGACACAGGCUGUUAGACUUUGGUCUUGGGCUACCGGAGCACCAACCGAAGUGCGCGGAAGUGAUGUACCACCACUCUUAGCGUCUCUUCAAUCUAAAUGUAUCAUCUCAGCUACACCCGAUGACCUCAAAACGCUCGACACAUACUCAGCAUUAGGAUCUCUGCCAAAGAACGUUGACCCAGAGCACGACUCUCUGAAGCGCGACAUCUUGUCAGAAUUCACUAUUGAGGGUGAUGACCAGGAGAGUGCCCUGCAAGCGAAGGGGAAAGGAAAAGGAAGGGGAACGCAGGGACAGCUCACGCAGCGCGAGCAGGCGCGGCUAAAGAAGAAGCGCGCGCUCGCAGAAAAGCUCCAAAAGGAGGCGCGGGAUGGUGGGAGUGCUGCUCCUGAUACGCCAGGCGGCAAUGCGGGUGAGCGGGAGAGCAAGAGGGCGAAGUCAGAAAGUGAUACGCGUCCCAAUGUAGAGGAUAUCAAUGCUAUGGAUGAAUCGUGA